This is a messenger RNA of Fusarium graminearum PH-1, 2080 nucleotides long. RefSeq lists its product as uncharacterized. The transcript has a single exon. Gene Ontology annotation, molecular function: signaling receptor activity. The coding region runs from base 1 to 1494 and encodes 497 amino acids. NCBI's taxonomy places the organism in Eukaryota, Fungi, Ascomycota, Sordariomycetes, Hypocreales, Nectriaceae. Gene Ontology annotation, cellular component: membrane. The record is from RefSeq and is a predicted model, not a curated record.
AUGUCCGACGUUACCACCGCCAUCACUACGGCCUGUACGUACAAGGCCCGUGAUAGUGAUAACAUUGCGACCACCUCUGGUUCCGACAUUCGACCCGACGCCGGUCCCCGAAAGCGACGACACUCUUUCUUCAUACCCAGAAGACGAUCCAUUGUCGGUCAUAUCAUGGAUGGCGAAGAGGGUCUUCUUCUCAAAGUCGACCUGUUCCUUUCCGAGCUCGAGCGCCGCCUCGACUUCAUCGAGAACUACGUUGACCUGAGCAAGGACUCGAGCAUAUCGCGCACCUUUUCCACCCUCCAGGCUGUUCGCUCAAGAUGCUCCCAUGCUUCCGAGGAAGUCCUCGGUGCCGGACGGCGCCGUCUACACAUCAUGGUCGACACUCUCGAGACAAGGUACAAGGAGACCCUGGAAGCCGCAGAGUCACUGAACGAAAAGGCUCACAUGGGCGUCGACUUGCUCGAGACGAUGCUUUCCGACUUUGAGACUCGCGCCUACAAGUUGCGCGAGCAAGGUUUCGCAAACGCCGCCAAUGCCGCCGAGGCCUUUAUGGAUGAGGGACGUCGAGUCGCAAACGAGGGUAUUGAGCGCGCCAUCCAAGCCGCUUACUCUCUCGAAGAACAUAUUCAACAGGCUAUCGUCUUGGCCAAGGAAGGGCGCCUUAUUUCUUAUGACGACCUCCCCUCUCCUUGGCGAAACAACCCCCACAUCCACAAGGGCUAUCGCUUCACCGAGUCCAAACUUGAAUGUAUUCGUUCAGUCUUCACCCCAUCCAACGAAUUGUUCAAUAUUUGGUCUCAUGCGCUCGGUCUUGUUUUGGUUCUGGCAAUUGCGCUCUACUUUUAUCCUAAUACUGUCAACUUUACCCUCAGCAGCAAGUCUGAUGUGUUUGUCGCUGGUGUCUUUUUCGUCAUGGCUUGCCUGACACUUGUCUGCUCGACAAUCUGGCACACCAUGAACGCUGUCGCAGAUGUGGACGCUAUUUCAAUUUUCGCCUGCGUCGACUAUACUGGCAUUUCUCUGUUGAUUGCCGCCUCAAUUAUGACGACAGAGUACACUGCCUUUUAUUGCGAUCCUGUCAGCCGUUAUAUCUACAUGGGCUUGACGGCGUUCCUAGGAAUUGGUGGCGUCAUUCUCCCUUGGCAUCCUCGGUUUAAUGGUGCCGAUAUGGCAUGGGUUCGUGUCGCCUUUUACGUUGGCCUUGCCUUGACUGGAUUCCUUCCUAUGGUGCAGCUCGGAUGGACUCACGGCCUCGAUUUUGUUUAUGAUUUCUACUCGCCCAUCUCCAAGUCUAUGCUGGUCUACCUUUCAGGUGCAUUUGUUUACGCUAGCAAAAUCCCUGAAAGAUGGUAUCCUGGUUGCUUUGAUUACAUCGGUGGAAGCCACAACCUGUGGCAUGCUGCUGUUCUCGGAGGCAUUUUGUUCCACUAUUCAGCCAUGCAAGCCUUCUUUGCCAACGCUUUCCACCGAGCUGAGGGUGGCUGCCCGUCGUACUAAGGGUUGAGGCAUCGAAUGGUGUUUGUUAAAGAGCCACGUCUCGGUCGAGUCUUUUCAAGACAUUCGAUGGUAUCGCACAGUUGAUUGGCUCUACCAUGUUUGGUCAGCUUUGGCUCGACUUGUGAGCCCCGUGCUCAAAGUCUUAAAACAUGGUCACCAGAACUGAUUGCAGCGCCGCCCACGUGGCAAUACUUUGGCCGAGUACCCGUUGUGUAUUCUGGUCACCAGCAAGAAACCUUGACAUCUCGCCAGGGGGUGAUGCAUUUCGGGGGAGGAACUUGAACAGCACGUCCAUCUGCUACGUUGCAUAUCCACGUUGACGAGUAUCCAUGAUUGACGAUCAUAACGUGAGUGAUGGUAAAACAAAAUUUGAGCUUCAACUUCCCUUUCCUGGGUGUUGAAGUCUUAUGUUGUCAGACGAAUAAGUAUAAGCAUGUAAGCCGGCGUUGAACUUGAUUAAUAGAGUCUUGAAGCCCAGUCCGCAAGAGACGUGCAAUGGGCAGCAGGCCACGGUUUCGCUUCAAUUCAAUUCGCAUGUAAAUAGAUAAUAGAUAAACCAAGCAGUCGUAUAUUCAUUCAUUAAUUC